Scutellospora calospora is the source of this 558-nucleotide messenger RNA. The record is from the annotation of a GenBank genome assembly. NCBI's taxonomy places the organism in Eukaryota, Fungi, Glomeromycota, Glomeromycetes, Diversisporales, Gigasporaceae.
AUGUUAGAAGAAAAUGAACCUGAAUUAAUUGGAUUUUUUGAUAAAUUAGUUGAAGCUCUUAUUCUAAUAACAAGAAGUUUUUAUAAUCAAGAAGAAGCAAAAAAAUCUAUUGUUUCAUUUUGUUAUCUUUUUGCUUGCUUAAAAAAUAAAUUUGCAAAUAGUUAUAAAUUAGAUAUUGAACUUCAUUUAGCUUCAGCAGAAACUUCAUAUAAAGAUAUAGAUAUUUUAGCAAAUACAGAACUUAUAGUUUUAUCUAAAACUAUAUUUUAUUUAUUUUUAGAAUUAAGUAAAUUUGAUAAUAUAGAUAAUUUAACAAUUCAUUUAUAUAAUGAUACUAUUUUAGAGCAUAAAGAUGAAAGAUCUAUGCAAAAUUUAAAACUUGUAGAUUUUAAAGAAUUAGAGUUAUAUUCAUUUGAUAAUUAUGCUAAAGUACUUAAAAUAAUUAUUAAUAUUCCUUUACUUAAUAAUUAUUUAAAUCAAAAUAUAAUUUCUAUAAUUACAAAUUGGCCAAGACAAUUAUUUAUUAGAAAAAUUAUUACUUAUCUAAAAAUUCAGUAA